Aspergillus fijiensis CBS 313.89 is the source of this 1467-nucleotide messenger RNA. RefSeq names its product MFS general substrate transporter. Lineage: Eukaryota; Fungi; Ascomycota; Eurotiomycetes; Eurotiales; Aspergillaceae. The transcript has 7 exons. The record is from RefSeq and is a predicted model, not a curated record. The coding region runs from base 1 to 1467 and encodes 488 amino acids. Gene Ontology annotation, biological process: transmembrane transport. Gene Ontology annotation, molecular function: transmembrane transporter activity.
AUGUCUGCAAGUCCUCCUGACGCAGCACAGCCAAUCAGUUCUGUGAAGCUGUAUAGCAUCUUGGCCGGGCUCAUGAUAGCCACGUUCCUAAUAUCAUUGGAUGUCUCCAUCAUCGCUACUGCCAUCCCCCCAAUAUCAAUCCAAUUCCAUGCUACAACAGACAUCGGCUGGUACGGAGCGACCUACCCACUCACGAUGUGCGCUCUUCAACCUCUCAGCGGCAAGCUCUCCUCACUGAUAUCGCUGCGAUGGACCUACCUCGCAUUCUACGUCAUAUUCCUGCUCGGAUCCCUGAUCUGCGGCGUGGCCAACAGCUCCAGGAUGUUCAUCAUCGGACGAGCCGUCGCGGGGGCCGGAGGCUCCGGGGUAGUAUCGGGUGGGCUCUCGGUGAUUGCAAUGAUCACCACCCCGCAGCAGCUCGCCCCGAUCAUCGGCGGCGCGCUGACUGAGCAUAGGACGUGGAGGUGGUGCUUUCUCCUCAACCUGCCCGCAGGAGCCGUGACGGUGCUCGACCUUCUCGGAUGCGCGCUCUUCAUACCCUCCAUCAUCAUGAUUAUGCUGGCCCUGCAAUGGGGCGGCAGCGAAUCCGCCUGGGAUUCAGCGACGGUGCUCGGACUCUUCGUCGGCUUCGCAUUCACGAUGACAAUCUUUGUCGUCUGGGAGUGCCACAUGAAGGAGCAAGCCAUGAUCCCCAUCGUGCUGUUGCAGGGCAGGUCGACCAUGCUCAGUCUUGCCUUUGCGUUUGUGUUCAUGGGGUCGUUCGUCAUCCCGGUGUAUUUUCUACCCGAAUGGUUCCAGAUCGUCCAGGCCGCGAGCCCCAUGCGCAGCGACGUCAUGCUUCUGCCGUCGGUGUGCAACCAGGUGCUUGGAUCCCUCGUCUCCGGGAUCCUAGCCAAGAACCUCAGCUACUACAACCCGUGGCUCUUCAUCGGCUCCGCCUUCCUCUGCAUCGCCAACGGGCUGUACACAACCUUCACUGUCUCCUCAGGACCCGGCCUGGGCUGUGGCGUUGCCGCCCAGUUCCCUUUGCUGAUGGUGCAGCUGGCACUGAAGGAUCGACCGCGCGACGUCCCUGUUGCGAUCGCCACGGUUCUUUUGACGCAGUACUUUGGGAGUGCGGUGGUGCAGAGCAUCGGGGGAACCAUUUUUCAGACUGAACUGAGAAAGCAGCUGCGGGAUCGGGCUUCGUUGGAGUAUACGCAGGUGGAGAUGUUGCUUGAGGCUGGGACCCGCGGGAUGCGCGAGGUGGCUGCCCAGGCAUUUCCGGAUCGGUUGGCUGAGGUGGUUGUUGCGUAUGACAAGGCUAUUACUACUGUGUUUUAUCUUCCCGUAGCUGGGAGCGCUCUGGCGUUUAUAGUAGCCGGCGGGAUUCCAUGGGUCAAUACUCGCCCGGCGCAGGGAAAUGGUGACUUGCUUUGUGCAGAGCGAAGUGAGAAAUCUCAGUCGGAUGGGCAGGUCACUGUGUGA